Molecule: messenger RNA, 570 nt
Organism: Postia placenta MAD-698-R-SB12
Lineage: Eukaryota; Fungi; Basidiomycota; Agaricomycetes; Polyporales; Adustoporiaceae
Exons: 4
Biological process (GO): mycotoxin biosynthetic process
Source: RefSeq, a predicted model, not a curated record
GUCGAGUAUGAAAGUGUCUUCUUCAACGGGUCUCUCGCCCAUCCAUCUGAAUACCGAGGACCUCCCAGCCCGUACAUAGAUGCUGCCUGGGGGAGACUCACCGGGCAUGUACUACCAGUGCGUAUUACAGACGACACGCUAACCAGAAUUGGCAUGGCACAUCGACCCUCGAUUGUUAGCUACCGCGAGGAGGAUGGAGGCGGAUACGUGGCUAUAAUCGAGGUCAGCCAUCAGAUACAUUGUUUGGAUAUGCUGCGCAGACAUACGUAUUUUGAUUACUAUGAACCCAUCAAACACUCCAUUCCGCCUGGAGAUGCAGAGUUCUACCGAAUUCACCUCGAUCAUUGUAUUGAGAUGCUUAGACAGAGAAUUCUGUGUACGGGAGAUGUAGGUAUGAUUACCUUCGACUGGGUGAAGGGCCACAAGAAACCGUACCCCAACUUCAACACGUUGCACGUGUGCAGGAAGUUGGACAAUAUCCUGGAUUGGAGCGCACGGCACGCUGUUGACAUAACAGUCGAAGAUUUGGCCCGGACUGGCGAGGUGAUCGAUUUGGCUGAAGUUCCGUAG